CUUCAUAACAACACUCCUUCAAACACAAGAACAACAAACAAGCUUUAAUUGAUCUACAAUGUCCAAGAUCUCAGGACUAACGAUUGUGUUAGUGGCCUUAAUCGCAGUGCUAGUUUCUCCAGUUCGUAGCCAGCAACCGCCGCUUAGCCAAUGUACUCCGUCUAUGAUGACGACCGUAGGUCCUUGUAUGAGCAUUUUAACCAACAGCAGUACUAAUGGAACUUCACCUUCGUCUGAUUGUUGUAACUCAUUGAGGUCUUUAACUACCGGAGGAAUGGGAUGUCUCUGUCUUAUUGUCACCGGAAGCGUUCCUUUUAAUAUUCCGAUUAACCGUACAACCGCCGUCUCUCUUCCACGUGCUUGUAACAUGCCUAGAGUCCCUCUUCAAUGCAAAGCCAAUAUUGCUCCAGCUGCUGCUCCUGGACCUGCUGGUACAUUUGGACCGGCGAUGUCUCCAGGUCCAGCAACAACUCCACUAGUUCCAGAGCCGACUCCGGAAGCUCAGACACCACAGUCCGAUACAACCAAACCUUUUACACCAACCGUGGACGGUGCUGGUCCUACGUCUGACGACGGAGGAAGCACCAGUCGACCUUCUGUCACUCCUUCAUCCGCCCACACUCUCUCACCAUCUCUUCUCUUCUUCGGUGUCAGCCUCCUAGCUCUCAAAUUCUACUGAUGUCAUUGUUCAUUUGCUUCUCUUUGUAUUUUUCAUGUGAUUUGAUUUAUGCUUUGGGUAUAUUUGUUUUGAGAUAUUGUCAUUGUUUUGGGUGAGAUUCUGAAGAAAUACAUCAUUUGCUUGA
Messenger RNA from Brassica oleracea var. oleracea, 803 nucleotides. RefSeq names its product non-specific lipid-transfer protein-like protein At2g13820. The record is from RefSeq and is a predicted model, not a curated record. Bases 59 to 679 code for a protein of 206 amino acids. NCBI's taxonomy places the organism in Eukaryota, Viridiplantae, Streptophyta, Magnoliopsida, Brassicales, Brassicaceae. The transcript is spliced from 3 exons.